CAACCAUGGCGGAGACGACCAAGGUCCUUGCGCUCGGCCAGCAAAGCAUCGCCGAGGUGCUCGCCAAGGACGCGAACGAAGACCCACGCACGACGUGGGGCGAGGCUAAGCUGUCGCAUGGCGUCCUAGUCUCGCGGGGCGUCGUCGCGGGCAAUGCGUGGAACUGCAUCAAGGCGACGGCGACGAUCGGCUGCGCGGCCGAGGUCUUGGCCGCCAAGCUCGCCGACGCCGACGAGAUGAGCACGUUUGACGAGAUGACUGACAACUGCCGCGUGCUCAGAGACCUCGGUGCAACGUCGGUCCGGUACGUGCAGGCCAAGCCCGUAUUCCCAACCACCGCGCGCGACUUCCUCGUCGUGACCUGCAAGCAGGUCGUCGGCGACGCGAUCGUCAUUGGCACCAAGUCGAUCGAGCUCCCAAGCAUGCCCGAGAACCCGUCGUUCGUUCGCGCCCACACGCACAUCUCGGGCUACAUCCUCCGACCCAUCACUGCGCACUCGUGCCAGGUGACACUCAUCGUGCACAUGGACCUCGGCGGUCACAUGCCACCCGCGGUCAUCAACCUUCUCUCCUCGACGUCGCCCGUGAAGCUACUCAACCACCUUCAGCACCUCUACGGCCAAGCAGUGUAGGCGUUGAUGCGCUUUCAA
This is a messenger RNA of Saprolegnia parasitica CBS 223.65, 650 nucleotides long. RefSeq lists its product as hypothetical. The transcript has a single exon. NCBI's taxonomy places the organism in Eukaryota, Oomycota, Saprolegniomycetes, Saprolegniales, Saprolegniaceae. The coding region runs from base 6 to 632 and encodes 208 amino acids. Gene Ontology annotation, molecular function: lipid binding. The record is from RefSeq and is a predicted model, not a curated record.